GCCGCCAUGGCGGCGUAGCCUCGCCCCCGCCCGCCCCUUCCUCCCCGCUACGGGCGCUGAAGGCGCGGCGGCGGUGCGGCCUAGCGCGGAGGGUGGAUCCCCGGCCUCGCGUAGCGGCUGCUACCCGCGAAGGGCUGCCCUCCCCGGGGCCAUGUCCCUCGUGGCCUACGCCAGCAGCGAGGAGGACAGCGAUGCGGAGGAGCCUGCGGGCGAGGAGGAGGAUGCCGCCGAUUCCCCCCCAGCCGCAGCCGAGCAACCCCCGUCCCGGGGGCUUUUCGCCUCGCUGCCCCCGCCCAGAGCCCCCGCGGUGCCCCCGUCGUUCCUCAUGGGCCCCCCGCCCACUGUGAGCGGCUUCGGCAGCGGCCCGCGGGACCAGGCCGGGACCGAGAGCCCGCCCGAGCCGGCCGCCAGCGGGGAGGGGGCCGCCGAGUCCCUCCGGCCGAGGGGGCUCCUCCUGCCGCCCCCCAGGAAUGCGGCCACCGCCGCCUCCCCCCUCAGCCCGCCCCCCGCUGCCUCCCCCGGGGCGGGUUUGGGCCUCCCCAAGCCAAAGAAGAGGACGGAGCCGGUGCGGAUCGCGGCGCCCGAGCUGCACAAGGGGGAUUCAGAUUCAGAGGAAGAUGAACCAGCAAAGAAGAAAAAUACUCUUCAGGGACGCGGCGAGGGCUCUGGCUUGUCCGCUUUGCUUCCUCAGCCCAAAAACAUGACCGUGAAAGAGACCAAUCGCUUACUCCUGCCCUACGCGUUCUCGAGGAAAGCAGGAGAAAACGCCUCCGACUCCAAGCCUGCCAAGGCCCCAAGCUCUUCCUCCAAAGCCAAACCCGCGCCCAAGCCGGCCGUGCCCACGACUCCGUCCCCGUCGGCGAUCAAAGCCGCGGCCAAGAGCGCGGCGCUGCAGGUAACCAAGCAGAUCACCCAGGAGGAGGAGGACAGCGACGAGGAGGUGCAGCCAGAGAACUACUUCUCCUUGUCCGACAGGAGCGAGCCCAGUGCCGCGGGCGCCGAGCCCUACCUGUACCCCGGCACGGGGGGGUCGGAGGACCCUCCGCCCGGGACAGAGCCGGAGCCCCAGUUCCAGGACGCGGCCGCUAACGCCCCUCUGGAGUUCAAGACGGGUGCGGGCUCCAGCGGAGUUCAGCACAGCUGGGCACCCAAACCCGGCGAGGACUACGGCAGCCACCCCUAUGGCCAGUUCCCCCCUGCCUACGGCGAGCCCGGGGGCUACUACCAGGAUUACUACAGCAGCGGGUACUACCCGGAGGUGGAACCAGCCCAGGCCCCGCCGCAGGAGACGAGCACCGACUCCUCCUUCAUCGACGACGAAGCGUUCAAGCGUCUGCAAGGCAAGCGGAAUCGUGGGAGGGAGGAGAUCAACUUUGUGGACAUCAAAGGUGACGACCAGCUGAGCGGGGCCCAGCAGUGGCUGACCAAAUCUUUGACGGAGGAGAAGACCAUGAAGUCAUUCAGCAAGAAAAAAGGAGAUCAGCCCACAGGACAGCAGAGGAGAAAACACCAGAUCACGUACCUGAUCCAUCAGGCCAAGGAGAGGGAACUGGAACUGAAAAACACAUGGUCUGAAAACAAGCUCAGCAGACGGCAGACUCAAGCCAAAUAUGGAUUCUGACACAUCUGUCCUGCUUUUUGGCUGGCGUCCCGGGUGACCUGCUGUGUCCAGUGUCUCCUGCUCUCCGGGAGAUCAGCCAGGCCCCAGGACGGGGCUGCUCGGUGGGAGGGAGGACACUGCGCUCCCUGGCCUGGCACGAGGAAGGGUCAUUGCAAGCUGGUCCUGAAACUCCACCUGUAAUCCUUCCCCUCCCUCACCGUAAACGAUAAUGUGGAAGGUUCCGAUUAGCCAAGGACGGUCCCAAGGCGCCGCAGGGAACGCGCUGAUGCGAGGCUCCAGCUCCUGUCCUGAGGGAGCAGCCUGUGCCUCCUGACUCCAGACCCUUCAGCAGAGGCUCAAUAAACUCCCAGUUCCCAUUUUGCUCCUCUCUUGGA
Molecule: messenger RNA, 1995 nt
Organism: Hirundo rustica (Barn swallow)
Lineage: Eukaryota; Metazoa; Chordata; Aves; Passeriformes; Hirundinidae
Gene: PRCC
Product: proline rich mitotic checkpoint control factor
Exons: 7
Coding region: 152-1621 (489 amino acids)
Cellular component (GO): nucleus
Source: RefSeq, a predicted model, not a curated record